Messenger RNA from Funneliformis mosseae, 178 nucleotides. Lineage: Eukaryota; Fungi; Glomeromycota; Glomeromycetes; Glomerales; Glomeraceae. The record is from the annotation of a GenBank genome assembly.
UAUCGCAUAUUUUACACUAGCGAUUGAUCCACGUCAAGCAACGAGUUUUAAUGAUGGCGAGUGUUUCAAAUCAUCGAGCAUUGGGAAUAAACAUUUUGGCAUGAACCCUCAAUAUUCUCUUCUCAUGAUUCACCCAUUCAGAGUAUUGGCCCAGGAACCGAUAAUUGACACCUGUUGA